This is a messenger RNA of Canis lupus familiaris (dog), 1434 nucleotides long. RefSeq names its product lymphocyte antigen 6 family member G6C (gene LY6G6C). The record is from RefSeq and is a predicted model, not a curated record. Gene Ontology annotation, cellular component: external side of plasma membrane; protein-containing complex. The transcript has 3 exons. Lineage: Eukaryota; Metazoa; Chordata; Mammalia; Carnivora; Canidae. The coding region runs from base 584 to 961 and encodes 125 amino acids.
AAACCCUUCGUCCUUCAUCCUGUGGCUGAGCAGUAGUUGGGAAGACCAUGUCAGGGCUGAAUACAGAUUAAGUUGGCCUCUUCUAUCCUAAGUUUCUGCUCAGGGGCCCCUACCAAUGCCCCCCAGGAAACCCAAACUUAGCAGUUAGUGUGGGCUUCACCCCAUUGUCCAUUUCCCAGGGUCCAGCAGGCCUUGUGCCCACAGCCAGUGUAACAUCACAGGGGCCUUGGUGAUGCCUUUUCAGAGGACUGGGCCAGCAGGGAUGUCAGCUGGGAACUGGGAGGGGUGUCUUGGCCUGAAACCAAGAACCAAGAUGGAGUUGGCCGCGAGUGUACCUACCCUCCACUCUCUCUCUCUCCUAUCUCCUAUCCCUACUCCCUCACCCAGUUCAGUUUAGUCCCUCCCCAUCCCUGGUCAUCUGUGUGUAAAUCGGGAAGGAGGGGCCACCAGGGGCAGGGAAGGGAGGGACCGUUGGGAUUAUAAAUUCUAAAAAGGCCUCACAACUCCUGCCUGGGAGCGGGAGCUGGGUGCCCGAAAACCUCUGUCCGCUGCUGCCCUCACUACCAUUCUCGGGACCCUCAUCAUGAAAGGUCUUCUGCUGCUCACCCUGUCUGCUCUGCUCUGCCGGGUCUCAGCUGACAUUCGCUGUCACUCCUGCUACAAAGUCCCUGUGCUGGGCUGCGUGGACCGGCAGUCCUGUCGCCUGGAACCGGGACAACAGUGCCUGACAACAAAUGUGUACCUCGGUAAGAUGUGGGUUUUCUCCAACCUUCGAUGUGGCACACCAGAAGAGCCUUGUCGGGAGACCUUCAACCAAACCAACCACAAGCUGGGUCUGAUCUAUAAUACCACCUGUUGCAGCAAGGACAACUGCAAUAGCCCAGCCCCUCGGCCCACCCCGGCCCUGACCCUUGUCCUCCUCACCUCUUUGGCUGGCCUUGGCCUCUGGCUGCUUCACUAAGACUCACUCCCUGGCUGCCCCUCCUUGGCUACCUUGAGCUUAGCCGAGUCUCCCUGUCCCCGGGUUCCCCAUACUCGUCUCUCCUUAACUCCCUUUGCUCAGAAAAGCAUUUCUCCAGGCUCUUCACAUUUCUUUAAUUAAGCAGUGGGCUCCUCACCCAUCCUUCCACCUUCCAUACUCCACUCACCUUUUCCUGAAUCCCUUCCCAUAUCCCUCCAGACCAUUCCAAAUCUCCCACUCGUCGCCAGAAGAGCUCCUUGCUUUGCCUCCUACACUCCACCAUGCCGACUAGGGGAGGGAUGGGGAUCUGGGCCUGAAAUGGGGCUUCUGUCCUGUCCCCCACAAAGGCUCCCAGGAAGGACCCGAUGACCUCACUGUAUGGGGUUGAUUCCCUAAACCCUGGUCCCUGUACAUACCUCAUCCUCAUGCUCACCUCUUUCCAUUUUGAGUAAUAAAUGUCUGUGUCUGAUUAA